Ipomoea triloba (trilobed morning glory) is the source of this 665-nucleotide messenger RNA. Its product is annotated as transcription factor MUTE-like. Gene Ontology annotation, cellular component: nucleus. Gene Ontology annotation, molecular function: DNA-binding transcription factor activity; protein dimerization activity. Gene Ontology annotation, biological process: positive regulation of DNA-templated transcription; stomatal complex development; guard cell differentiation. The record is from RefSeq and is a predicted model, not a curated record. The transcript has 3 exons. Bases 30 to 608 code for a protein of 192 amino acids. Lineage: Eukaryota; Viridiplantae; Streptophyta; Magnoliopsida; Solanales; Convolvulaceae.
AAUCAAUCUGCAACCUAAGCUAAGCUAAGAUGUCUCAUAUCGCUGUGGAGAGAAACCGUAGAAGACAGAUGAACGAACAUCUCAAAAUCCUCCGCUCCUUAACCCCUUGUUUUUAUAUCAAACGGGGGGAUCAAGCAUCCAUAAUAGGGGGAGUGGUUGAAUUCAUCAAGGAGUUGCACCAGGUUGAACAAUCACUGGAGGCCAAGAAAAGAAGGAAGAGUUUACGCCCUAGCCCCGUCCCAAGCCCUAGGCUGCCCGAAACUCCAUUAUUUCUCAAUAAUAAUAAUUUGAAUAGCUUCAAAGAGGUGGGAGCCUGCUGCAACUCUCCGGUGGCCGACGUUGAGGCAAGGAUUUCCGGCACCAACGUCAUUUUAAGGACGGUUUCUCGGCGAAUUCCUGGGCAGAUUGUCAGGAUAAUCACCGUCUUGGAGAGGCUUUCCUUUGAGAUCCUUCACUUGAACAUCAGCAGCAUGGAGGACACUGUUCUUUACUCUUUUGUUGUUAAGAUUGGGCUGGAAUGUCAACUUAGUGUGGAGGAUCUUGCACUUGAAGUUCAACAAAGCUUUCGCUCUGAAACCGCAGCCUAUAUCAAGGAGAUUGAAAAUUAGCUAGAGUUCAAGAGCACUUUAUCCAAAUACAUUUCAAUAUAUCAAUAAUUAUUAUUA